CAGCAGCCCGAUUGUUUUCCGUCUCUCCAUGAGCAGGAAGAUGAAAGAUGCCCUUGAAAUGAUAGACGAACUGGUUGUCGAGAUGAAUAACUUUCACUUCCUACAACAUGCCAAGGCACCAACCAUUGUUCAGCCGCAAACACACUCACAUGUCAAUGAAUUACAAAUUGUCGGCAGACAAGAUGAAAAGGAACAAGUGGUGAAGAUAUUGCUCAACCAGUCUGAUAAUAGCAACAUUGAUAAUAGUGACAUCAUGGUGCUCCCCGUAGUUGGCAUGGGGGGAAUUGGCAAAACUACCCUUGCCCAACUUGUUCACAAUGAUCAGAGGGUGAAGGACCCUUUUGAGUUGGUCUUGUGGGUAUGUGUCUCUGACAAGUUCAGUAUCGAAGAAAUCAUCCGAUCCAUAAUAGAAGUGGCCACCAUGAAGAAGUGUGAUUUGACUCAGAUGGAGGCACUGCAGAAGGAACUCAGUAAAGUUUUGGCCAAGAAAAGGUACCUCCUAGUAUUGGAUGAUGUUUGGAACGAAGAUCGACGGAAGUGGGAUGACAUGAGAUCAUUGUUGUGCGCACAUUCUAGAUCUGGUAGUGCUGUAAUUGUGACAAGCCGCAAUGAAAAAGUUGUUUCUAUCAUGGGCGGGCACACUUCCACCACAUCAGAUGUCACUUCUAAACGAAGAUCAAUCAUGGGAGCUUUUUCACAAAAAUGCAUUUGGUAGAGAAGUGGUAAAA
Triticum urartu is the source of this 728-nucleotide messenger RNA. The record is from RefSeq and is a predicted model, not a curated record. Lineage: Eukaryota; Viridiplantae; Streptophyta; Magnoliopsida; Poales; Poaceae.